Messenger RNA from Pisolithus orientalis, 183 nucleotides. RefSeq lists its product as uncharacterized. The transcript has a single exon. Bases 1 to 183 code for a protein of 60 amino acids. NCBI's taxonomy places the organism in Eukaryota, Fungi, Basidiomycota, Agaricomycetes, Boletales, Pisolithaceae. The record is from RefSeq and is a predicted model, not a curated record.
AUGAAGUAUCGGGAAGAUGUCGACUUAGCACGCGAACAAGAACUGCAUUCCGACUUUUGGCGGGCCAUGAUCGCCUUAGAAUCAACCACUCACCGCUUCGAAGGUAUCACAGAAUCUGUUUGGGGAAUUAUCCAUUCCUUUUCUAUACCGCCCGCUUCAAAUCUGAUGGGAAAUGGUAGAUGA